Trichoderma asperellum CBS 433.97 is the source of this 234-nucleotide messenger RNA. NCBI's taxonomy places the organism in Eukaryota, Fungi, Ascomycota, Sordariomycetes, Hypocreales, Hypocreaceae. The record is from RefSeq and is a predicted model, not a curated record.
GCUGUUGUGAGGAUGCUGCUUGAGAAAGGCGCCGAGAUUAAAGCGAAAGAUAAUCACAGCCACACACCGCUUCAGUCCGCUACAGUUAGUGGGAAUGAGGCUGUUGUGAGAAUACUGCUUGAGCAAGGCGCUGACAUCGAGGCGAAAGAUGAUAAAAAUUGGACACCGCUUCAUUCCGCUGCAGUUAGUGGAAAUGAGGCUGUUGUGAGGAUACUGCUUGAGCAAGGCGCUGAC